AUGGAUAUCGUAAGCGUGGCUUUCAGAAUCAGCUGUGCCACGUUCGAGUUGGGAGUUGAGAUGUGGAGAUCUGCACAUGGAGGAUUGGAGAUGACUUUUCAGAAACCCGAGGGCCCCGAGCGGUUAGAGAACCGAAUAAGAGCUUUAGAGUUCUUCUCCGGUAUUGGCGGCUUGCAUUAUGGACUUGAAUACGCUCACCCCAGGAGCGAAGUAGUUGCAGCCUUUGACAUUAACGAACAUGCCAAUCUGUGCUACCAUCACAACUUUGGACUCAAGCCUACCCAAACCGGGAUCCAAACUCUUACUCCUAAGGCCGUCGAUAAACUCCAAGCGAAUUGCUGGCUCAUGUCCCCUCCAUGUCAGCCUUAUACCCAAGGAGGUAAACAGCUAGAUGAUAAAGACCCGCGAGCGGAAGGGUUGCUACAUUUGAUUGAAUUGCUCGGUCUUGUCCAGACGCCUCCUGAGUUUGUUUUUGUCGAGAAUGUCCCGAAUUUUGAGCUAUCUCGUAGCCGAAAGCUCAUGGUCGACAAACUGGACGAGCUCGGUUAUGAGAUUCAUGAGUUUCUGGUGACUCCGCUCCAGUUUGGUAUCGCUAAUGAUCGAAGGCGAUAUUACUUGACGGCUCGACGGGUUGGCCUGGCAAACGAUAGUUCGAGGGAAGGAAAAUACUCAGAACAUGCAACGAUCCACACGACUCCCUGGCCAAAAUCGAUAUUCGGGAAAACAAUGGAGAACGCUCCGCAGCCUCGAAUGUUGUCUGAGUAUUUGGAGGACUUGGAUGACACCACGCUUUACAAAGUCCCUGAUGUGUACAUAACCAAGCGUCACAAAUUUCGAUUUGAUAUUGUGAAUCCCUCGGAUAGACGAUGCUCAUGUUUCACUAAGGCAUACGGGUCCCAUCAUGUCAUUGGAAGUGGCUCCUUUCUUCAGACCGACAAGUUUGAGAAACCUCACAACUUUGACGAUCCUACCGACUUGUUAGAUCUCGGUUUGAGGUUUUUCACACCUACGGAAGUUGCCCGGCUGCAUGCAUUUCCUGUGGACGGAGAGGCCAAUAUACAUCAAUUCCUUGAUGGAGGUGUACCUGCAGCCUCCAGGCACAAACUGAUCUUCCCUCCCAAUCUUACGACUAUACAAAAAUGGCGAUUACUGGGGAACAGCUUGAAUUGUCGGGUGGUGGGCGUAUUGAUGCGUGAUGUAUUAUUUAAAAUGAGAUAGGUACAGUGGGAAGGAUGCGUCAGGAUUCAGCAGAGCUUGAAGGACUUAGGAUGGGACUAC
Molecule: messenger RNA, 1278 nt
Organism: Spizellomyces punctatus DAOM BR117
Lineage: Eukaryota; Fungi; Chytridiomycota; Chytridiomycetes; Spizellomycetales; Spizellomycetaceae
Exons: 9
Coding region: 1-1218 (405 amino acids)
Molecular function (GO): methyltransferase activity
Source: RefSeq, a predicted model, not a curated record